GGUAGUUUCUCAUCAUCCGCGCUACUACUAGUAUUUGCCCCAACUGGCUCUGUACGGCCUGAGCAUCAAUCGCUUUACAGUUCUACUACUACUUCCAAUCGUUGCUCAAGAAAGGAAAUAUGAUCUCACAUGCACCGGUGGGUCAAGUGUGUGUGCGCUCUUAAAGCUUGGGUCCGUGGGGAGUUCCGUGUUCAAGAACGGAAAUAUGAUCUGCUAUGUACUAAUACCUAGGCACUCCAUCUGUUGGAGCUUUAGCUCAUUUCGGUAAUAGGUUCCCAAAGGUUGGAGACUUGGAGUGCUGUUUGUAAUGCAACUUGUGGAAACAUGUGUCUAUGGUCACUCCUGCCUCAGCUCAGAACGAACUAUAGGAGUGUGGAUUUGGAGGCAGUUGGGUACCAACCUCAGUACACUAUACCUUCUGAACUUUAAGUUCGUUACGCUUACCUUCUGAUCUUUCUGGCCGACUUUUCUCCAUUUUGAAUGUAAUGGAUUGCCUCAGUGAUGAGGACUAAAAAGCAUCAGCUUAUCUGUAGUGACCUACUACUACCUUGUGCAACAAAUAAAAAUAAAAAUCUGCCUGUGUGGCAUCAUCUAGUAUUGCAUACUAUAAGUUGCUAAAAACAAAUUCUAACGACAACGGACUUCUCGUCUGAAAAAAACGACAAGAAUGUGCUUAAAUGUAUUAGUAAGGCACUUGUGUUCUGGCAUGCAUAGGAAGUAGCUUUAAACAUUUACAAGGUGGAUAAGUAUACAUAGCACAGUAUAUUUAUGGAGGGGGCAAGCAAAUGUAAUCAUGUGAAGACUAUUGUUAUCCAGAAAUAGGGUGUAUUUAUUUAUUUAUUUUGACAAUUCUGUAUUGUAGUAAAUCCCCUGCAUAUAUGUGCUAUUCCACUGAACAUGCACGAUUUCAAGGUGAGAUGACAGUAUGCUGGAUCGAAGUGUCAAAAACAGGGGAGUGCGUGCAGUACUUGAAUUCUGAAAUUAUUAGUAAGAUUAAUUAUAUGAAGCCAAGGAUUCUAGUAGCAAAGAAACUAAUUGUAAGAUUAAUCUAUUUGCUACUUCAAAAAAACAUGCAAUUUCAUGUCACAUCAUAGGAAUAUAAUGCCACCACAUGCAUAUGAACAUGUCACAAACUGGUGAACUACAAUAGGAAACAGGGUUUUUGUUGUUGUUGACGGUUUUGCUUUGUGGUUCAAUGUCUACUGAAUAUCUCAGGGGUACAAUCCCCAUGUCACAAACUAGUGAACUACAAUAGGGACAGAAAUAUCACAUCCACAAUUCCACAUGUCCUUUUCUAGUUAUCCUCAACGUAAUAAACUGCAUUUCUGUUCACUAUUUAUGAAACUGCCAUGGGCAGAACAGUGGAUUGUUACAUUAUCUACCAGAGUAAAACAGAGAUCCCUUAUGUUUUAUCCAUAUUAUGGAGUUCCUUUAGGGUGUGUUUGGUUUGGGAACGAAGUGGAACGGAAUGUCAUGGUUCCAUUCCACUAGAAUGGGUCGGCCUGUCCUUAUGUUUGGUAGGAGCAGUUCCAAGGAAUGGAAUGGUUACAUUUUGGUGUUUGGUUUGAGAGAUGGAAUGGAAUGAAAUUGUUCGUCUCACUUUAUUACAUUGAUUCAUACCGAAUUAGAUUUUGAUAGAAAACUAAACUGAACUGAAUGUUGAACACUUGAUUACAUCGAUUGUAAUGAACAGAUGUACUUGACGCUGCAGUACUGAAGAACACCCAGGAAACACAGAAUGCUGAAUACAGAAGAACAGAUGUGCUUGACGCUGCAGUAUAUUGAUCUGGAGAAACACCCACGGCAAAUGUCACUGCACACCACGGGCUCCUUGGUCCAGCAGCCAAAGCUCCCCGAUGAUGGCGCCUUAGGUGCGCCCAGCCUCCAUGCCCGGUGGAAGGAGACGAGUGAGAGGGCUGCCCGGCCUCCCUGCUCUGCUGAAGAAGAUGAUUGAGAGGGCCGCCCGACCUCCCUGCUCGGUGGGACGUGUCAGGUGCGCCCAGCUGGGUCGCGGCCGGUGGGACGGCAAGCAGUGCCAACGUGAGGAUGCGGCGGUGGCCAGUCAUGGCCGCACGCGGUGGGGCUGUAGGCGGGAGCACACGCAAUGUUGCGGAGGGAGCUGCGGCGCUGGGGAGGGGGAGACGCGGGGGUGGCUGGGGCGGCUGCGAGCGCGACGGAUGCGGCGGUGGCCAUUCAUGGCCGCGCGCAGUGGGGCUGAUGGCGGUGGCGCACGCAAGGUUGGGGAGGGAGAUGUGGCGCCGGGGAGGGAAAGACGAGCGAAAGUCGAGCGAACUGUUCCAUGUCGCCUGCUUGAUUUGGAGCUAUCUUGUUGCAGCAACCAUAUUGCAAUGCCUGUGGAGCUUCUCGCUUGCCAUUGUCGAUAUCUAUGCAUUGCUUGUUAAGCGUUGUUUAAGGAACCGCCGUGCUGUUUGCCUGUUCGCGAUUGGAGAUGGGAUCACGGCAGCACUCAUCUUCGGCGCAGCAUGCUCGUCGGCAGGCAUCACCGUCCUGAUCGACAACGACCUGAACAUCUGUGCCGAGAACCACUGUGGCAGCUUCGAGACCGCGACGGCGAUGGCGUUCAUGAGCUGGUUUGCCCUCACGCCCUCCUUCCUGCUGAACUUCUGGUCGAUGGCUUCCCGAUGAAAACAACGAGAGGAAGAUAUAGCUUGACUUUUUGUGCGCCCAAGUUACGGUUUAGCAACAUCUGGAUAGUGGCACAGCUAAUCGCAUCGUGAUCGGAAGCUGAUGUGCGCCUGUGGAGACACACACGUAUCUAGUACUACACCUAUGUAAAAAAUGGAGUAGGUAAUUAAUGGCUUGUCUUUGAACAUUGUGUUGCUAUGGAACUCUACUAGGAUUCUUUUGACCCAGGCAGGCUCGUGCCCUGUAUAACGCUUGAUGUCCUGAACCAAACUGGUUGAGUUUUGCCCUGAA
Messenger RNA from Triticum aestivum (bread wheat), 2937 nucleotides. Its product is annotated as CASP-like protein 5A1. The record is from RefSeq and is a predicted model, not a curated record. Gene Ontology annotation, cellular component: membrane. The transcript has 3 exons. NCBI's taxonomy places the organism in Eukaryota, Viridiplantae, Streptophyta, Magnoliopsida, Poales, Poaceae. Bases 2047 to 2646 code for a protein of 199 amino acids.